CUUCAGAAACUUCAUGACAUUUUUGAAAUUGCCAAAUCUGUUAACUUACCAGAGAGAGAAAUUGUGGAUGGAAUAAACAAGCUUUGUAAAGGUGUUCAUACUUGUGAGCAUUUAAAAUGUGAGGCAAAAGAAGAAGUUAGAGAUUAUGUGGAUAAAGUAACCUCGUAUUGUGAAGCUAUUCAGUAUCUCACUAUUGAUUUCAAAAGUUGUGAAUCUCAAUUAACCGUGGCAAAUUCGACAUGUUUUCAAAACUUUGAUCCAUUCCCAGAUGCAGUUGACGAUCCGGCAGAAAUGGAAGAAAUUCAAAACGAAGCAUGCGCUAACUUUUUUGGUAAAGAAAACUGCAUGGAGAAAGAGAUAACAGAAACCUGUAACAUCGAUGUGUGGAC
This is a messenger RNA of Caenorhabditis elegans, 389 nucleotides long. NCBI's taxonomy places the organism in Eukaryota, Metazoa, Nematoda, Chromadorea, Rhabditida, Rhabditidae. The record is from the annotation of a RefSeq genome assembly.